AUGUUGGCUCUAGUUUGUUUUGCCAACCACAAUUUGGCAGAUUGCGCUCACCGUUUUGCCUCCUCACAACCCUUACUCCCCCGACUUUCUGUCUGUCUGUCUGUCUCUCUACCUCUCGCCGCCAAUCGCCGUGGCAGCACGGAGGGUCUGGAGCACUCAGGCCUGCUGCACUCAAGCGCCUCGUUGACUGGCAGUCCGAUUCAAUUGGGCGCCAUGACCCUCGGAGAGCCACUCAUCGCCGCCAGUCAGAACUCGCCACGUGGACCCGGCGGCCGGUCGUUCGUCUUGUCUCCGCACUCCUCCACUCACACGACCUCGACCAGCCUCCCGUCGUUGGCCACAAUCGCGGUGCCAGCAUCAAUCGGUCCCUUCACGACCAGCUCCAUCACGACACGCCUCAGUCAUCUGGCCCAGGCACAGAAGCCUGGCAACGUCGGCUCCAUGCUACAGGUGGGCCUCGAGUGGGGGCGUCCACUCAAAAUGUCACCCAGCCGAGAUUUGCAUAUUGCGGCCAGAUCAAGGCCCGGUUUCCUUCAACCAAACCAACUUCUCGCGAAGUUGUCCAGCAGCCCAGAUUCUAACCUAGAUGGUACCAUGUUACAUUGGCGUAACAUGAUUUGGCAUUGGUAG
Protopolystoma xenopodis is the source of this 630-nucleotide messenger RNA. NCBI's taxonomy places the organism in Eukaryota, Metazoa, Platyhelminthes, Monogenea, Polystomatidea, Polystomatidae. The record is from the annotation of a GenBank genome assembly.